UAAUCAUGCUGUGGUUGGACGCCCGCUGAGGAGACGGACAGGCGCUUUUCAUGUCGCGCAAAUGUCAACUUUCCCAAGAGAAAAUGACGCUGCCAAAUCUCUCUUCAAGAUGCUUGAGUCCGCAGUUACUCCCAUCGUGUCCGGGGACUACGGCCACCACCACCACCACCACCGGGACAGAGCGGCCAUGGCGUCCCGGCUCUCCUUCACCCAGGUCCGGCUGGAAGCGGAGCUGGAGCGCUACCGGGCCGAGUGCCAGUGGGGCAAAAUCCUGGCGCUGGUGGAGCAGAUGCACGCUGCGCGGAUCCAUGAGGACGAUGAUUACGGCACGCUGCUGAUGGCCGAGGCGAUGCUGGAGGAGUGCCUGCUGGAAAACAUGGAUCUUUUACGGAGCUCCACACCUUUAGCUGACAAGACUCAGGCCAGACUCUGCAAAGCCAAAGGUUACCUGAACACCAUCCUGAGCCGAGGCCGCCUCACACCAAGAUACUUGAAUGAGGCUCUGCUGCUGAUGGCCAAAGUGCACUACGUCCAGGGCCGGUACCGGGACGCCCAGGGAAUGUGUGCCAGGGUGGGUUUGGAGGAGCUGACCCAGGACGACCAACCUGUCUACCACUUUCGCCUACUGGCUGAGGCCUUCGUCAUUAAAGGUCUUUCUCUGGACCACCAGACGCUGUCUGCUGUGUCUCGUAUCCGUCUUUCGGAGAGAGAGGAAGAGAGUCUGUCCUGCUUCCUGAAGGCGUGUGACGCAGCUCUGUCCUACCUGCAGGAGCUCGAUAAGAUGGUAACCAUUCCACACGCCAAAAUGGGCAAAGGCAGCCUCUUUUCUGCAGCUGUUGACGUUGACCUGGGCUUCUUCCUGCAGGCAGCCCUGCAGAGCGCUUACCUCUGUCUGCUGCAGAGGGGUCAUCUUGCACAGGGUGCCCACCAGCUGCGUAGGGUGCUCAGGGUGGUGGAGUCGCGAGGGUCUCAGAGCUUCAGGAAGUGUGCAGCCAUGAAGCUGGCGCAGGUGCUGCUGAGCUCCGUGAGCGAGGGCAGCUACUGGCCCCCGCUGGGCCCCCCGCCCGCAGUCUGGCUCCAGAGAGAGGGAGCCGCCGCCUCCAAAGACGCCAUGUACCCCACCUUCAGACCGCCGCAGCGCUACGCCACAGACUGCUGCUUCUGUCCACAGGACGUGGUGGAGGAGGCUGUGCUGCUGCUGCUCAUCACAGAAUCAAUGACGAGCGGGGAAGCGGUAAUCAGCCGACUGCCGGACCAGGCCGAGGCGCGCCAGGCCAGCCUGCAGGAUGCCACCUCCGUCUACGACCUGCUGUCCAUCGGCAUGGCCAGGAGGGGGCAGUACGCCAUGCUCUCUGAGUGUCUGGAGCGAGCCAUGAAGUUUUCAUACGACGAGUUCCACCUUUGGCACCAGCUGGGCCUGUCACUCAUGGCGGCCGGAAAGUGGGUCGGCGCUGUGUCUGUGUUGAAAGAAUGCGCCAGGAUGAGACCAGACGACCCCUCGCUGCCCAUGCUGGCUGCUAAGAUCUGCAUCGGUCAACUGCACUGGUUCAAGGAGGCGGAGAACCUGUCGAAGCGCGUGGCAUCGAUGGGAGAGGAGGCCAGGGAGUUCCUCCCCAGGGCGUACCUGGCGCUGGGCCUCAGCUUCAGCCUUCAGGCCUCUGAGGCCACUCUGUCAGCUGAUCGGAAUGAGUUCAACAAAAAAGCCCUGCAGGCAUUAAACAAAGCCAAUUCAUUAGACCCACUGGACGCUCAGAUUUCCAUGUACCUGGCUCUCCAGCUGGCCCUCGUACGCCAGGUGUCUGCAGCCAUGGAGCCGCUACAAACGGCUUUGUCUCUGCGCGCCGAUGACCUGCCGUCCCUCCACCUGCUGACCCUGCUGCUGAGCUCCCAGAAACAUCACCGUCACGCCCUGGACACCCUCACCCUGGCCCUCAGCCAGCAUCCGGACAACUUCAAGAAAUGCGGCAGCAUCCGCAGCUCCUGUCACCUGGAUGAGCCGCCGCCAUGCUGCUCAAAGCUCCGUCACACCGACACCCACCAUCACACAGACGCCCGCUCCGGUGAACUCCUGCUGGCAGCCGUAUCCUUAACACAGCCUCCCUCUGCACCACUUGUCAUCUGUGUGCCAGCAAAUCCAGCCUCCUUCCUCCCACACACACCAUCACACACACUCUGUACACCUCUUCUGCACACAAAUCCCUCCGUCUUUUAAUCCCGUUUUUAUUUUGUCUUUUCACCAGUUGGUACCAAAACCAGUUUCUCCAUCAUUGAUCCCCAUCCUUCAGUCUUAUGGGUGAUUGAUGUCCAUGACGGACUGCGUCCUCUGAGAUCCCCUUCUGGCAAUUACCCACACACACUCAGAGAAGUUCACAUCAGAGACUCCCACAUCACUUAACCAGUUGUCUUCAGCUAAAAGGGCGAAGCGGAAACACUCUGCUGCUUCUCAGCACACACACACACACACACACACACACACACACACACACACACACACACACACACAGAAACCCUUUCAGAGCUCAUUGCUGACCAGCUUUCUCUUCCAUUUGGCUUCAUUGAUCCAGAUAUCGGCGAUAAUUCAGAAGCUCUUAAUGCGGCCGGAGUUUUUCUUCGCCGUUUCAUGAGAUAACGAUCCUCAUUUCUUGGAAAUCUAUCUGCGUCGCCCUCUGGUUGUUUUCAAAUCAUUUUACUGUUUAAUUUGCCAACAAUAGUAAAAGCAGCCGUUGCUGCUGGUACAAAACCUCGUAAAAGUAAUCACACCCUUUAAACGUUUUCACGUUUUCUCAAGAUCACAAACUCUACAGCUGCAGCGCGACUUUUAUUUAAAAAAAUGUUUGGUGCACAUUUGUUA
This is a messenger RNA of Poecilia latipinna (sailfin molly), 2851 nucleotides long. It is a transcript of the gene ttc7a, whose product is annotated as tetratricopeptide repeat domain 7A. Gene Ontology annotation, cellular component: plasma membrane. Gene Ontology annotation, biological process: protein localization to plasma membrane; phosphatidylinositol phosphate biosynthetic process. Bases 62 to 2212 code for a protein of 716 amino acids. Lineage: Eukaryota; Metazoa; Chordata; Actinopteri; Cyprinodontiformes; Poeciliidae. Gene Ontology annotation, molecular function: protein binding. The record is from RefSeq and is a predicted model, not a curated record. The transcript has 17 exons.